This is a messenger RNA of Drosophila serrata, 690 nucleotides long. RefSeq names its product TweedleP (gene TwdlP). The record is from RefSeq and is a predicted model, not a curated record. Gene Ontology annotation, cellular component: chitin-based extracellular matrix. Gene Ontology annotation, molecular function: structural constituent of chitin-based larval cuticle. NCBI's taxonomy places the organism in Eukaryota, Metazoa, Arthropoda, Insecta, Diptera, Drosophilidae. Gene Ontology annotation, biological process: chitin-based cuticle development.
AUGCGUGCUUUUCUCAUUCUAUGCCUUGUGGCCGCGGCCAGUGCCGGUCGUUUGUCCGGCUACAAUUACGCCCAAGGCUCUGGAGCCACCAUCUCUGGCGGUGGAGGAGGAGGAGGCGGAGUUAGCAGUGGUGGUGGCCUAGCCGGACCGGUCAGCUACAGUGCCGCUCCCCAGUCUCAGGUGCACAAGGAGUUCUACACCUUCUACGCCAAUGAUGCCGACUUCGAGGAUCACGAUGCCGUGCGCAAAGCCCUCGCCUCAGUGAAGAAGAGCGUUCGUGUGAUCUUCAUCAAGUCGCCGGAAAACCGUGGCUACGAAAACGCCGUCCUGGCCCUGGCCAAGCAGGCUGCCCAACAGCAGACCGCCAUCUAUGUGCUGCACAAGCAGACCGACAUCAACGAACUGGCCCAGAAGUUCAACGCCGUCCGCCAGAACGCCAACCAGAAGCCGGAGGUGCACUUCGUCAAGUACCGCACGCCAGAGGAUGCGGCCAAUGCCCAAAAGGCCAUUCAGUCUCAAUACGAUCAGCUGGGCGGCACCAGCCAGAACAUCAACGGAGGCGUGGCCAACGCCAUCAACUUUGCCUCCAAGGGACUGGCUCCUUUCCGUGCCGCUCACCAGCAGGCUCAGCCGCAGGCACCGCAAAGCGACUACUUGCCCGCCUCCAUCCUGAAGCGUCUGCGUCAUUAG